AUGAUUUACUCCUUUUCUAUAUUCGACAGACAUUGUAACUGUAUUUACAAUCGAAGGUAUAUUCAUGAUGGUCCACUUUUGACACAAUCAAAGCCAUCAUCUGUCAAUUUGAAGAACUCAAUUGGUGAUCCUCUCGGAGUUUCAAUCACCAGUCUUCCGCCAGACAACGGUUCUGGUGAUAACUUUUCCCCACUAGGGAUUACCACUAAGUCUAAGGAGAGUGGCUCAUCAAGUGCCAUCAAUGGUCCCAUCCCCGGCUACAUUAAUAAGUACAAUGAUUCCAAUGCGAGUAAAUUACUUUUCGGGAUCAUGUACUCGUUGAAGAACAUUACUGCCAAGUUAGGAGAUCUGGCUAGUCUUUUUAAUACUUUGAAAUCAUUCUCGACAGAGAACUUUAGGGUACAUUUUAUGGAAUCAGCAACAGGUCUCAAGUUUGUGUUGGCAACGGACAACGAGGUGGAUAAUUUACAGCAUAUUUUGAAAGAACUUUACACUAAUUACUACUUAAACCAUGUCGUUUAUAACGCACUCAGUCCAGUCGAAUUUGGCACGGAUGCCAAUGAACAUGGAAAGAUUAGUAAUAGCGAUUUUAUUAAUGCCACAGAUUCAUUUUUAACUUCACUUUCAGUGUUUAAAUGA
This is a messenger RNA of Lizanozyma spartinae, 639 nucleotides long. It is a transcript of the gene BET5, whose product is annotated as TRAPP subunit. Gene Ontology annotation, cellular component: TRAPP complex. The transcript has a single exon. Gene Ontology annotation, biological process: endoplasmic reticulum to Golgi vesicle-mediated transport. Lineage: Eukaryota; Fungi; Ascomycota; Pichiomycetes; Serinales; Debaryomycetaceae. The record is from RefSeq and is a predicted model, not a curated record. Bases 1 to 639 code for a protein of 212 amino acids.